Molecule: messenger RNA, 2299 nt
Organism: Amoebophrya sp. A120
Lineage: Eukaryota; Dinophyceae; Syndiniales; Amoebophryaceae
Source: the annotation of a GenBank genome assembly
AGCUGUGCUAGUUGUCUUUUUUUUUCAAGUCGCGCUUGCCUGCGCACGUGGCUACGUAAUAAAUACCCGGUUUUGAUGUUGAUUCGCUCUAGAUUCAGCCCACAGUACCAUGUCCUGGGACGAGCUUCCACCGCCGAUCCCGCUGGUCUCCCCCACGGUUGAGAAUGAAUCCUGGGACGAAAUCCAGCCGCCGACUCUUCCCGGCGGACCAGGCGGGGACUGCUCGUGGGGCGAGCCGAACCGCAUAGAAGGAGCUCCCGAGGAUUCUUGGGGAAUGGUCGUCGGCAACGGUAGUUCUGCUUGGGGUAGUAGUACCCUCCCCCGGGAGGAGAAUUGGGCGACCUCUACGGCGGAAAACAACGAUGGUGCUUACUCCACUUGGGGAGAUGAUCUCGAGCCGCCUGCCGCACCAGUUGCUACAGGAGAGGACGACGGGUGGGAUGUUGGGGUGGACUUGCAGCUUGCGGUGGAGACCACGACUGCGGGAUCUAGAAGAAGUACUUGUUGGGGUGCGGGGGACUGGGACCACCAAGCGGGCGGCGCGGAGAAUCAUCAUGUCGGAAUAAACGAGGAUUGGGGAGGACGAGCGCCGGGACAAGAAGAUACAGAAGUCCUGCUCCAAGAAUCGACGCAUACUAAACGACCAGAGGAACAUCAAAAUGAUUGGGGUAGAAGUUGUACGACGGCGACACCAGUAUUCCAGCAACCAGUUGGCGUGGACGUGGGGACGUGCGACAACAAUUCAAAUCCCAGUGUGCAGCACGAUAGCCAGGUCGUCAGACGGCCAGAGCGGCGCGAGGAGUUAGCAUGCGGGCGAGAUGAAAAAGAUGAAGAUGAUCACUUGUCUCCCCCGGAGGACGUCGGAGAGAACGACAAGGCUACUUUAUUUUUGCAGCAGCAAGAUGAUGAUGAGCCACCACGCCCGUUCACGGCGACCACAUUGCAUCCACAGGACCACCACCCAGAAGAGCCGUCGGGGCUUAUUUUUCCGUGCGCGAAAGUACUAGUGGAGAUGCAGCCCUCCACGACGGCUGUUCUUGUCGCAGACCAGCAAAAAGAAUGUGACACCUCUAAUGUGGUCACACUGAAGAACAUCCGGGAUAAGUUCGAGGGCGUGUCGCUCCCAGCAAAGGCGGAAACAACAUCGCUCAAUGUGGCGCAAGUUGGUGUUGUGGAUGGCAGUACCAAGUCACAAAAAGACGUCGACUCAGAUGUCGAAAUGGCGCCGGCAGAUGAACAACAUGGUCAGACAUACAGGCUUCAAAAUGGCUCCAGAACUCCAGGCGAGGCCAUGCCAAAGCGAGAAAUAAAGGCGGUGCCGCUUGCGGAUGAUGACGUUCCGAUGGGGCAAGAAGUUGGCUCCACCUCUUCUCCGGGAGUGCCAAGUGGUGCGGCUGUUGCGCCUUUUCUCGAGCGUGGUCGUGCCGGUAGUACCAAAGACGUAGCAAUGCCACAGGCGGACCAGGACGGAGAGGAUGUUCUGGGGAUGGAAGUGAACAAAGUGGGCGCUGUAGACGGUUUUCUGGAAGAACAGCAAGCACCAGCAGGAGAUGAAAAGCCACAACUUUUCGAGCAAGAGGAAAAACCGCAAACACGGGUCGCUGAAUCCCCAGCUACGGAACAAAAAGAUCAGGCCACGUCGCAGAAGAUUGCAUCCGCUACGUCCUCCAUAGGUGCUGUGGCGGCUGCUGUAAAAAUCGAAACAACGAUAAAAGAACCCCCGACUCCUGGUGCUGGACGGGACGAGCAGCAACCCGCAGAAGUCUCUGGUGCCGCUCCAGCACUGCCGGGACCAGAGUUACCGCCCAGAGUAGAAGACCCGCACACAGAUAAUAUUAAACACUCGAUGAAGUUUGACCCCUUUGCCAUCCAAGCGGAGCAGGACAAUGUCGAAGGUGUCGGAGGGGAAGAUAAUGAAAUGCAAGACGAACAAGAUGAAGAUUCACCACAGCACCAGAUGUUGGAGCUGAAUUUCGGGAAAACCAACCGCCGGGCGCUGUUCACCGCUUCCAUCGAAUUGAACGACAAGAUGCAGAAAGAUUUCAAUCUGAUCGAGGGCAAGCACUACAAGCUGAACGUGCUGAGUGGCUCGCUGCUGUUGGGUUUUAGGACAAAGGAAAUGCGGGAGUUUGUCAGGGAGCAAGCGGAAGGCAGCGAGAUUCUGGAGAAAGUCGGAAGCCUCACUGUGGAGGAAGUUAUUGCCGAGGACUUCGAAAAUGAGGAGGCGGUAGAGAAAAUGGAAAUCGAGAUCGACAGGCUGGUGGAGAAGGAAGACGUUCCCGAGUGGAAUCCGCCAUGA